AUGCUGUUUGGGUACGUCCAUACAAAAGACGGCUGUCUUAUUCCUACGGUGCCAUUGCCAAGUUCCUGCCACAAUUGGCCCAUCGGUAUCUUCAAUGCGGACGCCUGCGCCGCGGUUCAGAACGAGUGCACCGACACGACGUCAUUCAUCUACUAUGCCCCCACCGAGGUGAUGAACCCCUACUUUCAGAACCAGAUCUCUACUCGAUUAAAGGUCGAUAUCGUCGCGGGGCUGGACUUCGCGCAUGAGCACAACGUCCGUCUAGUCAUCAAGAAUACCGGACAUGACUUCGCUGGUAAAUCCGCCAGCAAAGCGUCCCUCUCCCUCUGGAUGCACAACGUCAAUACUACCGAGAUCAUCCUCAACCUCACCUUGACGCUACCACCCAACAAACCCAUCUCCAAAGCAGCUCCAAUGUCAUCCUCAUUCUCGACCUGGUUCCUCAAGGGCAUCGGCCCUGGAAAUGUUAUCACUCUUUAUAAACCCCGCUCUUCCCAGUGGAAGAUCCUCGAGAAGCUGAGCGAGAAGGAGGCCUAG
This is a messenger RNA of Penicillium canariense, 537 nucleotides long. RefSeq lists its product as uncharacterized. The coding region runs from base 1 to 537 and encodes 178 amino acids. The transcript has 6 exons. The record is from RefSeq and is a predicted model, not a curated record. Gene Ontology annotation, molecular function: flavin adenine dinucleotide binding. Lineage: Eukaryota; Fungi; Ascomycota; Eurotiomycetes; Eurotiales; Aspergillaceae.